Haliotis rubra (blacklip abalone) is the source of this 696-nucleotide messenger RNA. RefSeq names its product zinc finger protein 239-like. The transcript is spliced from 2 exons. The record is from RefSeq and is a predicted model, not a curated record. Gene Ontology annotation, molecular function: RNA polymerase II cis-regulatory region sequence-specific DNA binding; DNA-binding transcription factor activity, RNA polymerase II-specific. Gene Ontology annotation, biological process: regulation of transcription by RNA polymerase II. NCBI's taxonomy places the organism in Eukaryota, Metazoa, Mollusca, Gastropoda, Lepetellida, Haliotidae. The coding region runs from base 10 to 696 and encodes 228 amino acids. Gene Ontology annotation, cellular component: nucleus.
GGAUUCACAAUGGAAUCAAGCCUUAAGGAUGUGUUGAAUGUGGGGGAAAAAAUGCUAUCAGGUAGUCUUCAGAAACACAUGAUGAUUCACAGUGGAAUCAAACCUCAUCAGUGCAUUGUAUGUGAGAAAACAUUUACACAAUCAAGUUACCUGCAGAAACACAUGAGGAUUCACACAGGAAUCAAACCUUAUGAAUGUGUUGAAUGUGGGAAAACGUUCACACAAUCAAGUAAUCUGCAGAGACACAAGAGAAGUCACAGUGGAAUCAAGCCCUAUGAAUGUGCUGAAUGUGGGAAAAAAUAUAAACAUUCAAUCUAUCUGCAGAUACACAUGAGGAUUCACACAGGAAUCAAGCCUUAUAAAUGUGUUGACUGUGGGAAAACGUUCACACAAUCAAGUAAUCUGCAGAUACACGUGAAGAUUCACAGUGGAAUCAAGCCUUAUGAAUGUGUUGAAUGUGGGAAACAAUUUACACAUUCAGCUUAUUUGCAGUCACACAUGAGGAUUCACAGUGGAAUUAAGCCCUAUGAAUGUGUUGAAUGUGGGAAACAAUUUACACAAUCAGCUCAUUUGAAGGCACACGAGAGGAUUCACAGUGGAAUUAAGCCCUUUGAAUGUGUUGAAUGUGGGAAAAAAUUUACACAAUCAGGUACUCUCCAGAAUCACGUGAGGAUCCACAGUGGCAUCAAGCAGUGA